Messenger RNA from Bipolaris maydis ATCC 48331, 809 nucleotides. RefSeq lists its product as uncharacterized. Lineage: Eukaryota; Fungi; Ascomycota; Dothideomycetes; Pleosporales; Pleosporaceae. The record is from RefSeq and is a predicted model, not a curated record.
AUGCCCAAACAUUUCAUCGCACUGCUUCUCGCUAGCGUAGUAGGCGCAGACUACAAUCUCACUUACUUGGACAUCUUCUGGAUUGCGGCCCCGACAGUCACGUUGGUCUCAUCCAACAGCAUAGCGACAACUUAUUCGUUCCAAUGUGACGCAACAACUACCUCUCCCACUUCCACUCCCACUCCGACCUCAACCAUUUACACUGGACCACCACCACAAACUUGGGUCAUCCCGAGCGAUUACACAGAACUCCCAGCCAACACUCCGACAAGACAGGCUCCCUGCAUCCCAUUUACCAUGUUCCAAGGCCCAGAAACCUAUGGUGUCCGCCUGACGGACGCGACAGAAGGCUUCGUCACUCUCAAUGGCGAUUGCAGUUGGACGGGCGCAUUCACAGACGUACCUAUCACGUGCGAUGUCGAGAUAACCGGCUCAGGAUACACCCCGGGGUAUUCGAGUGGCACGCCAACCGUGCUUGCGCAGAGUGAUUUGAGGAAAAUGACGUGGGGUGAGGGGUUUGGAUAUGCUGUUGCGACUGUGGUGGAGAAGACGGGGGCGGCGAGUACGCCAAGUGAAGGGGGUCGUGUGGCGCUUCCGGUCGGGGUUGUGGUAAUGGCUGGGGGUGUGUUUGUGGUUGGAGUGGUAGCUUGGGCGCUUUGAAGCGUGGAAGAGAAAAUAUGAAUACAGCAUUUACGCUGACGUCACAUGAUGGGCACAUUGAACGUUGAUGGAUAAUUUACAAGUUAAUGGUGCGGUGAAUAGGAUCUCCAUUGUGAAAGGACCAUGGAAAAAUAUCAGAACAGUCAUGU